Messenger RNA from Jaculus jaculus (lesser Egyptian jerboa), 699 nucleotides. RefSeq names its product KH domain containing 3 like, subcortical maternal complex member (gene Khdc3l). NCBI's taxonomy places the organism in Eukaryota, Metazoa, Chordata, Mammalia, Rodentia, Dipodidae. Bases 1 to 699 code for a protein of 232 amino acids. Gene Ontology annotation, cellular component: apical cortex; protein-containing complex. The record is from RefSeq and is a predicted model, not a curated record. Gene Ontology annotation, molecular function: RNA binding. The transcript has 3 exons.
AUGGCCACUCCCAAGCGGUUUCAGUCGCUAGUGCAGCUCCAGCAGCGAGAAGGAAGGAUAUUUGAGGUGCUAGCAAACCUCAGCAAGCUGCCCAGCUGGUGCCACUCUGAGUAUCUGGAGAGUCCCAAAGCUGUUCGCCUGGAGGCUUGGCUGGUGGAAGCAGUGUUUGGUACGGAUGGUGAGCACAUCCCGCACGUCGAGUGUGUGACCCACACUCUGCUUCGAGUGAAUCAGUGGGACCCUGAAGGCGAGGCUGAGAUCUUGAUAUUUGGUCGGCCUUAUUACCAACAGGAUGUAUCAGAGAUGAUCAAGCACCUGUCUGACCACUUCCACCAGCAGCUGGUGCAAAUCUUGGGCCUUACCCAGAGGGAAGACAGUACUUUUGUGGACAGGGUGUGUGGACACAGGUUUGGCUACCUCACACUACUCUUCUCUCACUCAGAGAAGGCGCUUGCUCAAGAGAUCAAGAACCAGCAGUCUCCAGUGGAAGUCCAUGAGGCUGCCAACCAGCAGUCGCCCAAAGUCUUAGGGCCCACCACCCAGCCGCUGCCUUCCAUGGAGGUCCCCGGGCCGGCCACCCAGCUUCCACCGCCCAUGGAGGUCCCGGAGUCUGGCUCACACAAGUUUCCUGAGGCUGUUCCUGAGGUAGAGACCCAGCAUUCUCCAGCGGAGGUCCAUGAGACAGGGAACAGUCUUUAG